AUGGCGCCUAUACCUCGAUCUUCUCUCCCCCGCCUCAUCCUUUACCACCAAACGGUCAAUGAGCGGGACGGCUCACCAAUCUCUGUCCUGCCGCUUAUCACUCGACCAGACAUCUCACUCACUCAUAUCAUUGUGGCCGCCAUUCACAUCAACGAGGACCCACUCAAGUUGACGCUCAACGACCACGCGCCCUCGCACCCGCGGUUCGCGACGCUAUGGGCGGAGCUGCGCCUGGCCCAGGCCAACGGCAUCGCCGUGCUGGGGAUGCUGGGCGGCGCGGCCAAGGGCACGUACGCCCGGCUGGACAGUGCCGUCGUCGACGACGCAACCUUUGAGGCCUACUACGGGCCCGUACGGGACCUGAUCCGGGACCGGGGCCUCGACGGGCUGGACCUCGACGUCGAGGAGCCCAUGUCCCUGGGCGGCAUUAUCCGGCUGGUCGACCGGCUGCGCGCCGACUUUGGCCCCCGCUUCUUGAUCACUCUGGCUCCUGUCGCCGCCGCGCUUUUAAAUUCCCGCGCCAAUCUCUCCGGUUUUGAUUACGAGGCCCUCGAGGUCAUGCGCGGUCGCGACAUUGCCUGGUAUAAUGCCCAGUUCUACUGCGGCUGGGGCGACGCCGCCACCCCGCUCAUGUACGACAUGAUUGUGGCGCGCGGCUGGGACCCCAAAAAGGUCGUCAUGGGUCUCGUCACCACGCCCGAAAACGGCAACGGCUUCGUCCCCUGGCCGGUGCUCAGCGGGACUCUGAAGGUGCUGCAGAACACGUGGAAGGACGGCGCUUUCGGCGGCGUCAUGGGCUGGGAGUACUUCAACAGCUCGCCCGGCGGCAAGGAGAGGCCGUGGGAGUGGGCUCAGAACAUGACCAAGUUGCUGCGGAGUGGAGGGGGAUCCUCGCGCAUACCGGAGCCAAGUUCCGCAAGUCAAGCGGGAAGUGCGGCUGCAGCGGCCGAUCAAGCAAUUCCAGCUUCCACAAUUUCUACAGUAGCAGAGGCGGACCCGGACGUCGAAUCAGCUGCGGAACCACCCGUGCCAAAAGACUUUCAGUACGAUACCGACUUUGGCGAGGGUUCGGACAAUGAAUGA
This is a messenger RNA of Pestalotiopsis fici W106-1, 1083 nucleotides long. RefSeq lists its product as uncharacterized. Gene Ontology annotation, cellular component: extracellular region. The transcript has a single exon. Bases 1 to 1083 code for a protein of 360 amino acids. The record is from RefSeq and is a predicted model, not a curated record. Lineage: Eukaryota; Fungi; Ascomycota; Sordariomycetes; Amphisphaeriales; Sporocadaceae. Gene Ontology annotation, biological process: carbohydrate metabolic process. Gene Ontology annotation, molecular function: chitinase activity.